Molecule: messenger RNA, 825 nt
Organism: Salvia splendens (bonfire salvia)
Lineage: Eukaryota; Viridiplantae; Streptophyta; Magnoliopsida; Lamiales; Lamiaceae
Exons: 2
Coding region: 1-825 (274 amino acids)
Source: RefSeq, a predicted model, not a curated record
AUGAAGAUCGAGAGAUUGAGGGAUGCCAUCACAUCUUUUCGGCAGCAAGAUGAUGAAUCUUUUACUGAAGCAUGGAAAAGGUUUACUGAGAUGUUGAGAAAGUGUCCCAGCCAUGGUCUUGCUCCUGGCCGUGAUCUUGUCAAAUUUUACCAAGGCUUAAACAAUGAAAGCAUGGGACUUAUAAAUGCAAGUACUGGUGGAGAUCUUGAUAAUAAGACACAUGAGGAAGUGAGGACCUUAUUUCAAAAACUAGCAGAUAAUCAAAGAAACUGGUACAAUCCAAGGAGAAUGGUUGAGAAGAAAGGAACUACCUUUGGAGCUUCAGUAGAAUCUGAAAGAAUGACAGCGGUUGAGGCACAACUAGCUAAUAUUAGCACCCAAAUGACAUCGGUGGCUAAAGCAGUAUCUUCCAUGCAGCUGAACCCACAACCUCAAAUUGUUGCAAUGAACUGGAAGCCUCAACAACAAGGGAAUUGGAACCAAGCUGGGUCAAGUAACAAUGGUGGGAACCAAUGGCGAAACAACUCCCAACCCCCUGGUUUUGAUAAGAAACCUUCACUGGAAGAUCAGAUGGGACAGAUAUUCUCUUUCAUGUCAAAGAGUCAAAAAGAGAAUGAUUUCUUCAAAGAGAAAACAAUUGAGAAGUUUGGACAGCUCGAGGCUUCUAUGAGAAAUUUGGAAACACAAAUAGGGCAGCUUGCUACAGCUUCUCAUACAAGAACUCACGGCACCAUUCCAAGUGAUACAGUGCCCAACCCCAAGGGAAAUGAACAUUGCAAAGCAGUCACCCUAAGAAGCGAAGAAAUUUGGAUUCAAUGCCUUUAA